Molecule: messenger RNA, 928 nt
Organism: Biomphalaria glabrata
Lineage: Eukaryota; Metazoa; Mollusca; Gastropoda; Planorbidae
Exons: 6
Coding region: 221-928 (235 amino acids)
Source: RefSeq, a predicted model, not a curated record
CCUUGUCUCAAGAACGUCAACUCUUUGCGAAUGUGUUUAGUAUGGUGAAAGGUGAACAAGAGUAGCGGAUCUUAGGUUCUGACCACCCUCAAGUUGCUGAAAAAAUUCAUUCCCGGAAAGAAAAAUAUUUAAAAAACAAUAACAAAGAGACAACGGACAUUUGAAAACCAUUUGUUAUUCUUGAGGAAGAAAUAUAUAACUACAUUCAACGAAACAAACAAUGGGAUAUUUACUAAUAGUAUUUUCUGUAGCACUUUAUGCCUUAGACUCUCAAGCUACUAUUGUGUGUGAGGACGUAGAGAUGGACUGUGCCAGACUGGACAUUGAGCGGAAUAUUUGUACUGACCCAUUGGAGUCAUCAGUAUACUGUGCCAAAUACUGUGGUCACUGUACAAAAACAAUAGUGGUGCCACUCUGUGAAGAUAACGACGGAGGAUGCCGCGAGAUGGCAACCCCUGAUUUCUGCAGUAGGGAACAGGGGCGAAAUAUGUGUCCCAAGUCCUGCAAUGCUUGCAAAGUGAUCCCCUCUGUUCAGACGGUAACAUCAACAACGUCCUCGCCAGUAAAUCUUCCAAUGAGUGCUGCGUUGAAUGUUAACCCCAUCGUUGCUUUUCCUGCGUCCCUUAACUUUGACAUACCAGACCCAAGCUGUCUGGACAUUGACCACAACUGUUUCUUCCACCUUCACGAAUGUUACAGCAACAACGUGGUCCGAAUGUUGUGCCAGCGGUCAUGUGACCUCUGUCCGAGUGCACCAGCUCCAGCAGCCAAUGGUAAACUAUUUCAGUCAUAUUUCUUUAAGAUUAGUAAUAUUUCAUUCAAAAUAUUUGUUAAAGAAUUUAGUAAACGAGAUAUUUCUGCAUUAAAAGUAUUAGCGAAAAGUAUUUUUAGAGUACUAAAGAAAACAUAUCUUAGAGAUUAUCAAUAA